CGUACUUUGAUUUAUGCAAUUUGUUGGAGUGAAGUUGUAAUCUCAUCGCUCUUAUUGUGAUCGGGUGUUGGUGGCGGUUUAUUUUUAUUCCGGUAGACCGUAACAAUAAGUGGUCGACCUCAUUGCUAAGGUAUGUCUCGUAUUGGCUUGUUAAUGGUUGUAUGUGGUUAAAUUUUUCCCACCAUCCGGUCGACCACCUCCACCAUCCGGUCGACCGUACUUUUGUAAUUAUAUGAUUUGGUCGACCUUUCAGUAAAUCCAGGUCGACCGCAUGUUUGUUUUUUAGUAAUAAGGUCGACCGUACAGUUCAUUCAGGUCGACCUGACGAGAGCUAAUUGCGUAUGUUUUUGACAUUAAGUUCGUAUUCCGAUCGUUGCAGGAUGGAUAACAGAGAUGAUACAGAUGAUAGAGAUGAUGAUGAGGUUAACUUCGAUGAGGAACCUAAGGAUGCUCGAGAAGGAGCUAUGGAUGAUUCAGAUGAUACAGAUAAUACGGAUGAUGAAGUGGUUGGGGAUGAUAAUGAAACCGAGGGUGCUCAAGAAGAAUUUAUGGAUGAUGAAGAAGCUACUGAAUAUGAACAACAAAUUCCUUCCAUGGAGUUCCAAACAUUAGAAGAUGCAGAGAAAUUUUACGAUUCCUAUGCUAAAGCGAAAGGAUUUAGCGUUCGACGUAGAGAUCUUCGGAGGAGUCGUCGAGGAGUAGCAAUUGGGAGGACAAUGGUAUGUUCGAGAGAGGGGACUAGAGAUAAGAUGCAUAUAGAUAAAGAAGGUCGGACUCGACAACAUCGUAAGAUGACAAGACAUUCUUGCAAGGCAUCGUAUACUGUACGCUUUGAUCGGGAUAAGAAAAUGUGGGUUGUUUCUAAGUUUGAGAGGAAGCACUCACAUCGUUGCUGCAAUGAAAAAGAAACUCAAUUCCUUCGGUCUCAUCGAAAUGUGAGUGAAGGAGACAAGGCUCUGGCGAUAGGGAUGCGACGGUCAGGAAUAAAACAACGCAACAUUGUUCAGUUCAUGAAGAAUAAAGUUGGAGGAUAUGAGAAUCUGGGGUACACUCCAAAGGAUUUGGACAAUGCUGUUCAGCAAUCCCGAACAGUUGACGACAAUCUAAUAGGAGAUGUUAACCGAACAUUGGGUUACUUGCAAAGUAAACAUACAUCUGAUGCGGGCAGUUUCUUCAAGUACACAACCAACGAUGAAGGUGAAUUAGGCAAUCUCUUCUGGUCGGACUCCACAUCUAGAGCAGAUUACCAUUUUUUUGGGGAUGUCUUGGCGUUCGAUGCAUGCUACAAGCGCAACAAGUACAAUCGACCAUUUGUUAUGAUGGUUGGUGUAAGUCACCACCACCGUAACAUCAUAUAUGGUUUUUCCCAGUUGGAUAACGAGACAAUCCCCAACUAUGUUUGGUUGUUGAAUACUUUUCUGGAGUGUAUGAACUCUAAGAUGCCCACUUCACUGAUCACAGACGGAGACAAGUCUAUGCGUGGUGCCAUUGCUACUGUUCUGGUUGGAGUGCCUCACCGUCUUUGUAUUUGGCAUAUUGAGACAAAUGCGACAACGGCCAUUCAUAAUAAGGAGUUCGUUAGCGCAUUCACUUACUUGGCGAAAGCACGAAUAUCGAUUGAGGAGUUUGAGAGGCGUUGGGAGCAUUUGAUUAGUCAGCAUGGUUUGUCUGCAAAUAAGUGGUUGCAGGAUUUGUACGCUGACAAAUUACUGUGGGCAGAGGCAUACUUGAAGGAUAUUUAUUUCGGUGGACUCCAAUCAACCUCGCGAUGCGAGUCAUGUAACCAUUGGAUAAAUGGGUAUGUGGGAACUCAAUACAGCUUGCAACGUUUUUUCAGGCCAUUGAUGAAGCACUGGAGGGGAUGCGUUUCACGGAGGUGCAGGAUGAUUAUAAUUCUAGGCACACGAGGUUGGUCUGCAAGCAUGCCCUUCGCACUUGGGAAAUGCAAGCUGAAAGUAUCUACACUCAUCGUACAUUUGCUAUCUUCAAGUCUGAACUAGAGAAUGAAGCUUCUUAUGUAUUAGCGAAGAGAAGAACUGAAUCAGAUGGGACAGAGACAUUCAUACUGAAGAACUACAUGAACCCAGAUCGGAUAAGGCGGUUAACAUUUACUACGUCCAAUCAAGAUCUAAAAUGCGAGUGUGCAUUAUUUGAAUCUAAGGGGUUUCCAUGCAGACACAUGCUUACAGUAAUAAAAAAUAUGGGAUACACCGCACUACCCUCGUCGUGGUUCAAGCUUCGAUGGACCCAAAAUGCGAAGACACUAAAUCGUCAUCCUGGAGUUGGAGGUGAUGUGGGAGAGAAAGUUGGUCGACUGAUAAGACAUGGAGGAUUGGCUCUAAAGUGUGAGCGUUUAUGUGACAUCGCGUGUGGUAGUGAAUCUGCUUUUAAUCAUGUCUCUAAGACGUUGGACGACCUUACUCAAUGGGCAAUUGAGUUCACGAGGGAGAGAACGGACAACACCACACCGGCAAACCCUCCAGCACCCCUUCGAAGUGUGAAAGAUCCAAAAAUUGGGAAGACCAAGGGGACAUUCAAGUCAGCACGAACUGCAUCGGGCAAAAGUUUAAGAAAGUGUUCGAAAUGUGGGAAAUAUGGUCAUUUUCUCCCUAAGUGCCCGAAACAAAGUCCCAAAAAAGGAUCUUAAAUUUCUUCUAUUGUUUUUUAGGAGUUUAUUUAUUUUUUAAUAACUGUGAUUGCAUUGUAUUUUCUUCGAAUUAUCUUAAUAAUUUAUAAGUUAAUUGAUUGUUGGUUGAAAUAAACAAUAGCAAUAAACGGUCGACCUCAUACAAAUUUCGGUCGACCUGACCAUACACGGUCGACCGAACAUGUUAGUGCAGUCGACCGCGUAUUUAAUUCGGCCGACCAAACCGGUUUGUUUGCAACAUCCACCCAAACCUCCCCCAACCCUCUAUUUAAGAAACCCUCCCCCACUCAUUCUGCACCACAAUCAGAACCCUAUCCCACCACAUCCACUCAUUCUUCCUCUCCUUUCCCUUCUUCAUCUUCUUCUCCAAUUUCCAAAAACUUCAUUUUCCAAAAACUUCAUCUUCCAAAAACUUCAUCUUCUUCAUCUUCCAUUUCAUUCUCAUCACUUAGAAGAAGAACAAGGUAUAACUUUCAGUCCUCUUUUUCAUUUGAUUCGAUUCUUGUCUUCUUCUUUGGUAGAUUAGAUUGUUUUCAAAAAAUCUAAAGAUGGAAAAGAGGGAUUCUUCCUUCUGUUCGCCAGAAGCGGUCGACCUUUUCAUAUUCGUGGUCGACCGCAUCUGGCUUUCAUUCGAUUUUUUCGUUUGAUGUAUAGACUGAGGUCGACCUAUGAUGAUAUUGAGGUCGACCUGUGAAGUUUUGCAACGAUUUAUGGCAUUAUUAUUUAGAUCUAUAGCUUGAAACGAGGGAUUUUCCCUUCUGUUCGCCAGAAGCGGUCGACCUUUUCAUAUUCGUGGUCGACCGCAUCUAGCUUUCAUUCGAUUUUUUCAUUUGGUGUAUAGACUGAGGUCGACCUAUGAUGAUAUUGAGGUCGACCUGUGAAGUUUUGCAACGAUUUAUGGCCUUAUUAUUUAGAUCUAUAGCUUGAAAAGAGGGAUUUUCCCUUCUGUUCGCCAGAAGCGGUCGACCUUUUCAUAUUCGUGGUCGAUCGCAUCUGGCUUUCAUUCGAUUUUUUCUUUUGGUGUAUAGACUGAGGUCGACCUGUGAAGUUUUGCAACGAUUUAUGGGCUUAUUAUUUUGAUCUAUAGCUUGAAAAGAGGGAUUUUCCCUUCUGUUCGCCAGAAGCGGUCGACCUUUUCAUAUUCGUGGUCGACCGCAUCUUGCUUUCAUUCGAUUUUUUCUUUUAGUGUAUAGACUGAGGACGACCUGUGACAUUUUGGUACGAGUAUUUAACCUUAUUCGGACUCGUUUCAAUUUAGCCGAGGUCGACCUAUGAUGCUUCUGAGGUCGACCUAUGAAGGCAAAAGUUCGAGUUGUGCCAUUGUCUUUGAAUUAUUUGUGCGAAACUAACAC
Messenger RNA from Linum trigynum, 3999 nucleotides. Lineage: Eukaryota; Viridiplantae; Streptophyta; Magnoliopsida; Malpighiales; Linaceae. The record is from the annotation of a GenBank genome assembly.